Oryzias latipes (Japanese medaka) is the source of this 2146-nucleotide messenger RNA. It is a transcript of the gene nop58, whose product is annotated as NOP58 ribonucleoprotein homolog (yeast). NCBI's taxonomy places the organism in Eukaryota, Metazoa, Chordata, Actinopteri, Beloniformes, Adrianichthyidae. The record is from RefSeq and is a predicted model, not a curated record. Gene Ontology annotation, cellular component: small-subunit processome; box C/D methylation guide snoRNP complex. Gene Ontology annotation, molecular function: snoRNA binding.
AUGUUUGAAUUUGAGUUUUUUUCUUUCCAGAGCUGGCAACCCCACAGCUUCCUGUCUGUGCCGCGUGGGGUUUUCGGACGGCAGCGCGUGCUCAGUAAAAAACGUGUCCGCUCGUUGGGGCGAGCACGCCAUAAGGAAAGAAACAUAGUAAAGCUUCAAAAUGUUAGUUUUAUUUGAAACCGCCGCAGGAUAUGCUAUUUUCAAGGUUCUCGAUGAAUCCAAGCUGCAGCAAGUCGACAGUCUUUAUAAGGAGUUUGAAACUCCUGAGAAAGCUAAUAAAGUAGUCAAACUGAAGCAUUUUGAGAAGUUCACUGACACAACUGAGGCUCUAGCAGCUGCAACCGCCCUGGUGGAGGGGAAAAUCGGGAAGAGUUUGAAGAAAGUUUUAAAGAAAGUCGUUGCCAAGGAAGCCCACGAGGAGCUUGCUGUCAGCGAUGCCAAACUUGGUGGAGUAAUUAAAGACAAGCUUGAGCUGAGCUGUGUCCACAGCUCCGCUGUGGCUGAACUGAUGAGAUGCAUCAGGAGCCAGAUGGAGAGCCUCAUCUCUGGACUUCCUCCUAAAGAGAUGAGUGCCAUGUCCCUCGGUUUGGCUCACAGUUUAUCCCGUUACAAGCUCAAGUUCAGCCCCGACAAAGUGGAUACCAUGAUUGUGCAGGCCAUUUCUCUACUGGACGACCUGGACAAGGAGCUGAAUAACUACAUCAUGCGCUGUAGGGAGUGGUACGGCUGGCACUUCCCCGAGCUCGGAAAGGUUGUCGUCGACAAUUUAGCUUAUUGCAAAACUGUCCUUAAAAUUGGCGACCGCACAAACGUGGCGACCACCGAUCUAUCGGAGAUCCUUCCAGAAGAGGUGGAGGCAGAGGUCAAGCUGGCCGCUGAAAUCUCCAUGGGAACAGAAGUGUCGGAGCAGGACAUCGCCAACAUUCGACAUCUCUGCGAUCAGGUGAUCGAGAUCUCGGAUUACCGCGCACAGCUCUACGAUUACCUGAAGAACCGGAUGACGGCCAUCGCUCCCAACUUGACGGUGAUGGUGGGCGAGCUGGUUGGCGCCCGGCUCAUCUCGCAUGCCGGUUCACUUCUGAAUCUGGCCAAGCAUCCGGCCUCCACGGUGCAGAUCCUGGGCGCAGAGAAAGCUCUUUUCAGAGCUCUGAAGACCCGCAAAGAUACGCCCAAAUAUGGUCUCAUUUACCACGCCUCCCUAGUGGGACAGACCACUGCCAAGAACAAGGGCAAAAUCUCCAGAAUGCUCGCUGCAAAAGCGUCGCUGGCUAUUCGCUACGACGCUCUGGGAGAAGACACGAACGCCGAAAUGGGAAUCGAGAACCGAGCCAAGCUGGAGGCCAGACUCCGGCAGCUGGAGGACAGGGGGAUCCGUAAAAUCAGCGGUUCUGGCAAAGCCAUGGCGAGGGCUGACAAAUACCAACACAAGAGCGAGGUGAAAAUUUACGAUCCAUCUGGAGACUCCACCAUCCCCUCCACCUCAAAGAAGAGGAAAUUCGAGGAGGUGGAGCAGCAGGAGGCUGCAGAGGAGCCCACCACAUCGGGGAUGAAGUCCAAGAAGCCAAAGAAAGAGCCCCAAGUUCAAGAAGAAACGCCUGAAACUUCAGCCGAACCGGAGACGCCCAAGAAAAAGAAGAAGAAAAAGGACAAGAAAGCAGUGGAGGAACCAGCUGAAGAGCUAAAGGAGGAGGAAGAGGAGGUGGCAGUAAUGGAGUCAACAGAGAAAAAGAAGAAGAAGAAGAAAAAGAAGGAGGAAGAUGACGAAUAAGGAGAUGGAGCCAGUGUAUAUAUUUAUUUUAGAUAUGUCUCUAAUUUUGUUUUGUUUUUUACCCAUAGAAGGUAUCAUCUGCAUUGUUCCAUUAUACUACAGAAUGUUUAAUUUUAGACACAACAAAAAGAAAGUUCCUGUUUGUCCGUUCUUUCUUUGACACCAUUUUAUAUUUUUGUCUCUUUGAAAAGGGAUUUUAAAUCUGUGUCUUAGAGGAAACAUUUCCAAUGUUGAAAAAAAAAAGGAUGGACGAACAAACGUCUUGCUGUAAAGUUAACCUUUCUUUCCAAUUAUUGAUUGAAGUUUAUUUUUGGAGCCAGACGAAGCUAAAUCUGGACUCAAGAUGGACGAUUGAAUAAAAAUUAUUACAAACUUGUA